Oppiella nova is the source of this 303-nucleotide messenger RNA. The record is from the annotation of a GenBank genome assembly. NCBI's taxonomy places the organism in Eukaryota, Metazoa, Arthropoda, Arachnida, Sarcoptiformes, Oppiidae.
AUCCAUUUGUCGCAACUGUUUGACGAGAUCCGCAAGAAUGAGACCAAAGGGCUGUCAAACUGGAAGCAGCGGCUCUUCAUCUCAGACAGGGCUCACUUAGUGUUUGAUUUUCACCAAACCGUCGAUGGAUUGCAAGAGAAAGACAGGGGAAAGAAGAGCAUCGGGACGACGAAGAAGGGCAUCGGCCCUACAUAUGCCACAAAGGCGGGUCGCACCGGCAUCAGAAUGGCUGACCUGAUGGGAGAUUAUUCUCUAUUCCAAGAGAAAUGAGUUGUCUUUCACCUCAACUCUCGUUUUCUGACC